Messenger RNA from Fundulus heteroclitus (mummichog), 4474 nucleotides. It is a transcript of the gene fanci, whose product is annotated as FA complementation group I. Gene Ontology annotation, biological process: DNA repair. The coding region runs from base 237 to 4208 and encodes 1323 amino acids. The record is from RefSeq and is a predicted model, not a curated record. Lineage: Eukaryota; Metazoa; Chordata; Actinopteri; Cyprinodontiformes; Fundulidae. The transcript is spliced from 37 exons. Gene Ontology annotation, molecular function: DNA polymerase binding.
AGAAAACAGGAAGUGUUCGGUGGCGGGAAAUUUGCUAUUAUUAUUAUGAAAGCGUUACCAAAGUCAGUUCGUAUUCAGACUGCUGGAGAUUUGUCCCACCAGUUUCAGUUGAAUUUCACAUUUUAGCGACAGUUAAAUGAUUUAAAAGCAGACACGGUUCCCCGGGAUUCACGACGAACAGAGUUAUUGGCUCGGUUUUAGUUUUGUGGUGACUUCUCUCUGUCUUCGGGACGACCAUGAAAGCUGAAAUGGACAAAAUCGUCUCGUUGGCAGACGGUGAGAGCACCACGGAGCUUCAGAAGUACCUGUCCACCCUGACAGAUAACCAGCUCAUUACUGCGACAACCAACAGCGCACUGAAGGGCAAAAAGGUCGGUGCCAUGCUUAAAGGGAUUUUUAAAGGAUCUCCACCUGUUUCCAGCGAAGGGGCCAAUCGCAGACUCUUGGUGUAUGAGCACCUGAUUCCUCUGUGUGAGUCUGGGGAUCUUCAGGCUGAGGUUGCAGCUGAUAUUAUCGGUCUGCUGAUGCUGGAGACUCACGCGCUGCCCGGACCGUCUCUCGCCAAACUGGCUGCUCUGUUCGUCGACGCCAUUAAAGCGGGGAAGAUGGGCAGCGGGAAAUCGCUGGAGCUGUUUCCCACUAUCCUCACGGCCCUCGCCUCGUGUGAAGCCUUGUCAUACGGCAAAGGGGAACUCAGUGGUGAAGAAUACAAAAAGCAGCUCAUCAACAGCCUCUGCUCGAGCAGAUGGGAUCCGCAGUGUGUUAUCCACUUGACAACCAUGUUUAGGGAUGUGCCCCUGUCAUCAGAGGAGCUGCAGUUUGUGGUGGAGAAGGUCCUGAGGAUGUUCUCCAAACUGGAUCUGCAGGAGAUCCCCCCACUGGUUUAUCAGCUGCUGCUUUUAUCAGCUAAAGGUUGUAAGAAGCAGAUCCUGGAUGGGAUCGUCGGUUACUUUAGGGACCAGGACAUCCGCCAGGAGGAGGAGCAGAAAGACGGAGAGAACUUGCAUCUGGAGGUCCAGACUAUUCCCCAGGACCAGCUGAGGCAUGUGGAGGGGACCGUUAUUCUCCAUAUAGUUUUUGCUGCCAGGCUGGACCAUGAGCUCGGGAGGGAGUUCCUAAAAAGCUUUAAGACGUCGAACGGGAACUUGUGUCCUUUCAGCGUCGCCCUGUUGCUCUCCGUAGCGCGCAUCCAGCGAUAUGAGGAGCAGGUGUUUGACCUUUUGAAAGGAGCCGUGAUUAAGAGCUUUAAGGAUGAGCAGCUGCAACAAGGGUCAAAGUUCCUGCAGGACCUGCUGCCAGGGCACUGCAGUGUGGCUAAGAUGAUACUGGACACGGUUAAGAACAGCGUAUUUGGAUGGGAUCAUGUCACUCAGGGAUUGGUGCAGCUCGGGUUCUUCCUUAUGGACACAUUUGGACCCAAACCUGGACCAUUUGGCAAGGCCGCAGAGGGGCCCGUCGGUGCAGCCCGGACCCCCUCUCAGCAGGCGUGCAAGCUGGGAGGACAGAUGCUCCUUCAGGGCUUUAAGAUGCAUGAGCCAAUCAGAGGCGAGAUACUGGAGCAGGUCCUGAAUCGUCUGGUCACAAAGACCUCCUCGCCUGUCAGUCAUUACUUGGACCUUUUCUCUGACAUCGUGAUCUCUGCUCCAAUGAUUCUCCUGGAGUCGUCCUCCAAGGUUACGGAAACGUUUGACCACUUGACGUACCUGCCUUUGGCGACCGUCCAGGGUCUUCUGAAGGCCGUGCAGCCCCUCCUCAAGGUCAGCAUGUCUUUGAAAGAUUCCUUAAUUUUGGUGCUUCGCAAGGCCAUGUUCUGCAGCCAGUUGGAUGGCAGGAAGUCUGCGGUGACGGGCUUUUUGCUGCUGCUGAAAAACUUUAAGGUGUUGGGGAGCUUGGCUUCUAGUCAGUGCAGCCAAGCUGUCUCCUCCAGCCAGCUCCAGGUUGACGUUCACUCUCGCUACAACUCCGCUGCCAACGAAGCCUUCUGCCUGGAGAUCCUCAGCAGCCUGCGCCGCUGCCUUGGCCAACAGGCCGACGUGCGCCUCAUGCUCUAUGAGGGUUUUUAUGACGUUCUCCGUCGCAACUCUCAACUAGCGAGCUCCAUCAUGCAGACGCUUCUCUCACAGGUGAGGCGGUACUAUGAGCCCGAACAGGACCUGCUCCCCCCCGUCAAACUGGAACCGUGCAUCACCGCUCAGGGCGACCAAGUCUACUUGCAGGAGCCGCUGGCGCAUCUAGUGAGCUGUACCGUUCACUGCCUGACGUGGCUGCAGAAUUCACACCGAGGCGCCAACCUCAACGCAGAAGACAGCGACGACGACGAGGAAGAGGAGGAGGGAUACAAGUCUGAGUUACAGGCGAUCUUAGAGAGCGCGACAAGACGCAUGAUCAAAUGUGAACUGGAGGACUUUGAGCUGGACAAAUCGGCAGAGUUUUCUCUGGGAUCCAGCGUCGGAGUGAAGAACAACAUCUACGCUGUGCUGGUGAUGGGACUCUACGAGGUGCUGAUGGAGUACAACUUCCUCAAAGCAAACUACAACAAAGCCCGCUUUGAGGAGCUUCUCCAGCUCUUCAACCGUCACCACAAGCUGGCUGAGAUCUUGAAGGAGAAAUCCGGAAAGGGUCGCGCGCCCUCACACAAGACUCCUCGCAGUUUACUCUCCAUGGGCUUCGUGUCGACUCUCAUCACCGUCCUCUUCAGAGACAAUAGUCAAAGCAGAGAAGAGGCUCUGUCGGUGCUCCGCUCAAGCGGGGAGUUUGUGCGUUACGCUCUGAGCGUUGCCGUUCAGAAGAUCCAACAGCUGGAGGAAACCGGACACACGGACGGUCCGGACGGGCAGCAUGCAGACCGGACCUUCCGCUUCCUCUGCGACAUGACAAGCGUGCUGAUGUGGCGCUACACCAACAUCCCCGGCGCGGUGGAGGAGGCGGGGAAGAAGGAGAAGCGCUGCAGCUUGUCCCAGCUGUGCCUGGAGGGUCUGCUGAGGAUCUUCACAACCUGCCAGCAGCGCUACCCAGAGAAGAUGGCCCAGCUGCUUUCCACCAUGGAUGUUGCAGAAGGUGAAGCCGAGCAGGACGAUGUCGCCGAGAUGAACUAUUUUUACAUCAGACAGUUUCAGAGGGCGCUGUUCGCUCAGUUAAGCGGAGGCGAGGAGGAAUUCAACAGCCGAGAAGCUCAGCUGCUGGUCAGCAUUUUGGCCGUGCUCGCACGUCAGCUGAAGCCCUCAUCUAAGCAGUUUGUUCAGAUGAUCACCUGGACUGUGAAGAUCUGCAAGGAAACGAGUUUUGAGGACUCUGCGUUCUGUAAGGGACUUCUGUCCCUUCUCUUCAGCCUCCACGUCCUCUACAAGCCUCCAGCCAGCCUGCUGCUGGAGCUCUGCCAAGACAUUCACAGCCAGUUGGGAGAUAUAGAUCAGGACGUGGAGGUGGAAAAACAGUCUAAUUUUACCGUCGUGAACAUGAAAACGGCAACUACAGCAGCACUGCUGGUCCUGUCUCAAGUCGACCGAGUGCUGGAUGAAGUGGACUGGCUUAUUGCCAGGAAGAAAACUCAAACAGCUCCUGAUAAACCUGGCACCGCUGAGGCCUCCCAGGCUGCAGGCCAGCAGGAUCCGGUGGAGAAGGCGGUGACUCUGCAACUGGGAACCCUCCUGACGGCGUUAAACGAGCUGGUCCAGACGGCUCUUCUGCCCGGAAGCUGCACCAUAACGCUGCUGAGAGAGCUGACCCGCACUUACACCAUCCUCACCACCCUGGUCAAAUAUUAUAUCCAGGUGUGUGCCAGCCAGAGCGCAUCGUUGCCAAAUCGAUUUGAGAAACUGGUUAAACUGUCUGGUUCCCACCUUACGCCACAGUGCUACUCCUUUAUCACAUACGCACAGAGUGGCGAAUCCAGCUUUGCAGAUGACAAGAAGAAAAAGAAGAGAAAUGAGGCGAACACCGCUGCCUCGGCAAAGAUUCUGCGUGACACGAAGGCCAUCCCCAACCUGAUCUUCAGCAUUGAGCAGUACGAGAAGUACCUCAUCGCACUCUCAAAGAAAUCAAAGGUCAAUCUGAUGCAGUACAUGAAGCUGAGCACUUCCAGAGAUUUCCGCAUCAACGCGGCCACCUUGGACGCAGCUCUGCAGGAGCAGGAGGAAGCUGAGGUGACGCAGGAGUCGCAGGACGCGGCGGAGGCGCCGGAGCCCAAACAGAAGAAGAGGAAACAGUGAGCGGGAAACGGCUACCUUCCUUUGCUCAGAGAGCCUCUGGUGAUGCUGAGGAUUUGGUAGAUGUCCAAGGCCUCGCCUGCGGAAAGAUUUGCACACUUUUGUUUAAAAGCCUUUUAUUUAUGUCACUUUAUUAAAAGAACCAUCUUUUAAAUGUUAUAAAUAUUAUUAAAAUAGGAUUCUUCCCCCCCUGUUUUUCAUAGUUAAAUAGUCUGGCUUUUCGGACUUCUUCAGAACUUCCUGAUAAACAAGCUGCUUGUAGACAAUUU